GAAAAUAUGGAUGCAAACGUUUAGAAAUGCGGAGGUGAUAAGGAAACCCACCAAACCAGCGGUUUCCAUCCCUUCAUCUGAGCUGGUUGUGUGCUUAUUUCCAAACUAUUCUUCUAUGCGGUAACCAGAUAGGGCUGUGAAAUAUUAAAUGAGCUCAAUGGCCUAUCGGUUACCCAUGAUAAUAUUUGCAGGCUUCGGGUCAAUCAUUGCCUGAUCGAAAUAUACCAAGUAGGCUUCAAAUUCACCCUUUCAGGGCGUCGGUCCUCGAGCCGCCACGAUGAUCCACAGUCUUUUCCUGGUUAACGCAUCGGGGGACAUCUUCUUGGAGAAGCACUGGAAAAGCGUGGUCAGCCGAUCCGUGUGUGACUACUUUUUCGAGGCUCUGGAACGCGCAACGGAACCGGAGAACGUGCCUCCGGUUAUCCCGACCCCGCACCACUACCUCAUUAACGUGCUCCGCCACCGCAUCUACUUUGUGGCUGUCAUACAGAGCGAGGUGCCGCCUCUGUUUGUCAUCGAGUUUCUCCAUCGGGUUGUGGACACAUUUCAGGACUAUUUCGGUGUGUGCACCGAGGCAGCUAUUAAAGACAAUGUUGUUGUGGUCUAUGAGUUACUUGAGGAGAUGCUGGAUAAUGGCUUCCCUCUGGCAACCGAAUCGAACAUCCUAAAAGAGCUUAUUAAACCGCCCACUAUCCUGCGUACGGUGGUGAACACCAUCACAGGAAGUACUAAUGUUGGUGAGCAGCUUCCAACAGGCCAGCUGUCGGUAGUACCAUGGCGGCGCACAGGUGUUAAAUAUACCAACAAUGAAGCUUAUUUUGAUGUGGUGGAAGAGAUUGAUGCUAUCAUUGACAAAUCAGGCUCCACUAUCACAGCAGAGAUCCAGGGAGUAAUAGAUGCCUGUGUUAAACUUACUGGGAUGCCUGAUCUCACCUUGUCAUUUAUGAACCCUCGAUUGCUGGAUGAUGUAAGUUUCCACCCCUGUGUGCGGUUUAAACGUUGGGAGGCAGAGAGAAUUCUCUCCUUCAUCCCCCCAGAUGGCAACUUCCGUCUUCUCUCCUACCACGUCAGCUCUCAGAACCUGGUGGCUAUCCCAGUGUACGUGAAGCACAACAUCAGCUUCAGAGAGGGCAGCUCUCAGGGCCGCUUUGAGCUCACUCUUGGCCCAAAACAGACCAUGGGUAAGGCUGUGGAAUCUGUGCUGGUGAGCAGUCAGCUGCCCCGUGGCGUCCUCAACGCCAACCUCAAUCCUUCACAGGGCACUUACACUUUUGACCCUGUCACCAAGCUUUUGUCAUGGGAUGUGGGUAAGAUAAACCCCCAGAAAUUGCCCUGUUUAAAAGGCUCCGUGAGUCUCCAGACUGGAGCCUCCAAACCUGAUGAAAACCCUACAAUCAACAUCCAGUUAAAGAUUCAACAGUUGGCCAUUUCAGGUCUGAAGGUAAAUAGACUGGACAUGUAUGGUGAGAAGUACAAACCUUUCAAAGGCAUCAAGUACAUGACCAAGGCCGGCAAAUUCCAGGUCCGAACCUAGAUGACCUCUUUCUGCUUCCGUUCCAUUAUGUUAAAAUGGGGCAAAGAAAAGAGAAGAAACAAGUUUGAGUAGAUACAUUUCCUUUGGAAAGCAUUUCAGGAUUAAUGCAGGAAAACGAAUGAAAAGACUUUGGCUGCCAUUGUUGGGAGUAUAUGACUCUACAAAAGGGGCAAUAUUGUUAUUAACACUAUCAAAUGUGCUAUUACAGGUCCACCCAGGUUAAAGAGACAGUAACUGAAGUUUAUGAUAAAACUGUUAUGAGUCUUACUGCCUUUGCGUCCAGUGUUCUUGCACUCUUUUUGCAUUACACUUGCAAGAGACAAUAUCAUGCACUCAAGAAAUAUACAGUAUAUUUUAGCCUAAGAUUUUACGCAUUUCAGUUUCAUAACAAAAUCCCAUCAAAUUCAAUUGAGUUAUGUUUAACAAAAUGUUAUUAAUAAAACUACAAAUGUUUACGUAUAUUUAAAAAUAUUUAAUAUUACAUUUAUUAAAGUUUUAUUCAUUUAAUUUUGUUAAAGGUUACGCAAUUCAAUAUGAUGGAAUUUUAUGAAAUUCAAAUAUGUCAAUCUUAAAAUAGGCUAAAACAUAUAUAUAUAUUUGCGUGUUAGUGUAUUCUUUAUUGUUGUAUAUGUUCGAACUUAUGUACAACACUGUAAUUCUGUGCUUGCUUUUCCCGGUCUCAUUUCUUAAAUUCAAUUGGUUUGUGCUCUCCUUCUCUAAAAAGCACUUCUAUAUGUGACUCAUGUCUGCAUUGCAGAACAAUAAUCAUAUUCUCCCAUCACAGACUUUGGCCUCCAUUCUCAAUAGUCAAGUUCAAAGUAAAACAUUUUUUAAAUGGCUUUAUGCCAGAAAUGUAUUUCUUUAAAGCAGAAAUGUUACUAUAUCAAUUCCAAGGCUACAUGUUGUGAAAAGUGUCUCUAAAGCUAUUUAUUGGAUAACUGUCCCAUUUAAAGCAUAACUGACCAAACCAAUCCAUGACACUCUCUAUGGUGAUUGAAUCUCCAGUGUCAUUCGUCUUACCCUGAAUGUAACUUGGAUAGAAAAGUCCUUAGCUAAAUUCAGAAUCUGAUACUACUAUACUACUAUUACUUAUGUCGUAGUGCGAUUCCGAAUUUAGCCCUUGAAACAGUAGUACGCAGUACUUGCAUCUGUCCCGUCAUUCAAAGGGAUUUUUUAUUUUUUUAAGUUUUGAUUUACGGUGGUUUAUGAUUAGUUUAUUAACAGACACUGAAUGGAAUAUAUAAUGAUUGGAAAAGAUGUGUAGAAUUAUAUUUUAGCUUCUGUUGAUUGUUGUUUUUUGUGUGUGUACUUUUUGGCAGAUAAAUUCAACAUUUUAAGUGCUAUGAAAUAAAAAAGUGAACU
Molecule: messenger RNA, 2896 nt
Organism: Xyrauchen texanus (razorback sucker)
Lineage: Eukaryota; Metazoa; Chordata; Actinopteri; Cypriniformes; Catostomidae
Product: AP-3 complex subunit mu-2-like
Exons: 9
Coding region: 278-1534 (418 amino acids)
Biological process (GO): intracellular protein transport; endocytosis
Cellular component (GO): cytoplasmic vesicle; clathrin adaptor complex
Source: RefSeq, a predicted model, not a curated record